CACAAAUUUAUUAAUUUAAUGUGGUGUAUGUCAUACCUGAUCACCCCCUGUCACAAAAGGACACCAGAGGUUCCCUAGACUGUGCUGCUGUCUGUGGGAAAGUGAAUUCAAUCAGUCUCUAAUGGCCCUGCAAUAUCGCUGUCAUUGGUGCUCAACUUUGAGUUUGUGCUAAGGAAAUGUGCCAUCAAAUGUCUCACAUUCUUGGUAUCACUUAGUGGCUGCGUCUGAUCUCUGGUUACCUCUGCCCGGGGUAUGAGACAUAGAUGCGGACCCCUCUAGCACAACCACCUCCCCCACUACACUUGCUGUUUUAACGUCACAGCCCUACUUUAUAGCCAUUUGAGCCCUUACCAUCCACCAACUGUGCCUGACAGAGCACUGUUUAUUCAGCCAGGCUGAAACAUUGAACGCCCUCACCAAUUGACUGCCCUCUCCUAUUUGUGUGAUGAGUGUAGGAUGCGUUUGUUUUAAUUAGGGCCUAUCGUCUGCACGCUGUCUACAUGUGUUGUCAAUACAUAAAAGGGUAAAGACAAUAAAUGGAAAGUUUAUUCUCUUGGUGAUUAAGUCGUGAAAAGAAGCUGACACUCAAUUUAAUAUCUGUUUUCUGCGAUGUGUCAUUAGAACAGCAAUAUAAGCCAGGCCUAGACAUUCCUCAUGGGAUCUGAUAGUGGCACGGACUGUUCUGUUAAGUAUGUCUGCAUGUCUCAGCUAUUCCUCUCAGAGACCAACACGAAGACAGCACAACAAAAAAUAUUCUUAUCUAAAUCUAGCUUCCUUGCAACUGCAGUGCUCUUUCUAUCUUGCUGCUAGGGCAUAAAUAGAAAGAAUACUUUUGACCUAACUCGUUUAUCGCAUUGAUUUCAAUAAGAUAAUCUUUUAACAUAUUGAAAUAAAAAUAGAAAGAGAAAAAUGUUGUUAUUAACAACAUGAAGUGCAUGAAUGCAUGAAACAUUACAUGACACAAAGGUUUCCCAAAGUGAGGUUUGUGAAGGCAAAAUUCAAAAGAUGAAAAAUAAGAAUUAGGGAGGAUCACUACAUUAUGGAUAAUUUAUUGCUAUUGUAGAAAUCCUAGCAAAAUCAGCCACUUGAAUUAAAAGUGUUUUAUUUAUUUUUUUUGGCUCUUUGUUUCUCUAUUGUUUCUUUGGUGGUUGACCUGAGCUCAAAAAGAGGAUUUAACCCGUCCGCAACACCUCCCUGCUCCGUGCAGUGAUUCAUGCCUUUUUUUCCCGGAUAAUUCCAGCACGUCACUGAGUCCUUCCCACAAAGUUGGGAAACAGCAGAGCGUCCGUGGAAGCGAGCAGACACACGAGAGCCGCGUCUGGAAGGUUACGGUUUACCAGUAGGUGGCGACAAGUGUCUUAUUUUUAAUCAAGAAUGCUGAAGACGCAAUGGAUCCCCUAGUUCACUUGAGCCCACUGAGAGUCCGAAUCUCUGCUCUCCCACACCCCACGCGCCCACCUCGUCCCUGGGCACCCGACCCUGCGCCUUUCACCAUCUCCUGGAAGAGGGAAUAGUUUUCAUACCAACACACGGGAGAAAGGUGAAACCUUCCUGUGUAAAUAUGACUGGAUGGAGGUCUCAGUGGCAUCUGGUCCUGCUCAACUCGCUGACAUGUGGCCUGGAGAUCUGCGUGGCAGCUGGGAUCACCUACGUGCCUCCUCUGUUGCUGGAGGCUGGCGUGGAGGAACAGUACAUGACAAUGGUUUUAGGUAUUGGACCUGUCCUGGGACUUCUCUUCAUCCCCCUGAUUGGCUCAGCCAGCGAUCACUGCAACAGCAGCUAUGGCCGACGACGACCCUUCAUAUGGUUGCUGUCAUUGGGAGUUCUCCUUGCCCUUUUUAUCAUACCAAAUGCUGACGUGUUGGCUGCCAACCUGAGCUGGGGCAGCACCCGCCGCAACCAGGCUCUCCAGGUGGGCCUGCUCAUCCUAGGCGUGGGCCUAUUGGACUUCUGCGGACAGGUGUGCUUUACGCCACUGGAGGCGUUACUCUCGGACCUCUACCGUGACCGGGAUGACUGCGGACAGGCUUUCGCUAUGUUCUCCUUCAUGGUAAGCCUUGGAGGUUGCAUAGGCUAUUUGCUACCCGCCCUAGACUGGAGCGGUGGGCUACUUUCCUUCUACCUGGGAGGUCAGGCUGAGUGCUUGUUCUCCCUCCUCAUCCUCAUCUUCGUGGUCAGCGUGUUAGUGACCAUGAAGGUGUCCGAGGAACCCUCAUCCACCCUGGAACCGGUGCCGUCGGAGCCUGGACAGUGUUUUCGACGCUCAUGCUGCUAUCUGUUUCAGUGUAAGCUGCGGACUCUGAAGUCUGGCCCGCUCAUGUGCCUGCUCAGGACUUGCUGGUCCAUGACACCGGCCAUUUAUCGCAGCUACUGCCAUGUGCCACGUGUCAUGCGACAGCUGUGUUUGGCACAGCUCUGCAGCUGGAUGGGUGUCAUGUCCUUCAUGCUCUUCUACACAGAUUUUGUCGGCGAGGGACUGUACGAAGGAGUUCCCAGCGCCGCUCCUGGUUCCAUUCUCAGGCAACGCUAUGAUGAAGGUAUCCGUAUGGGCAGCCUGGGCCUGUUCCUGCAGUGCGCUACCUCAACCUUCUUCUCGCUGGUCAUGAGCAGGCUGGUGCAUCUCUUUGGGUCCAGGGUGGUCUAUUUGAGCAGCAUGGUGUGUUUCACCAUCUCCGCUCUGGUCAUCUGCUUGUCCAAGAGUGUCCUGUUGGUCACGGCUAUGUCGGCCCUCACUGGCUUUGCCUAUGCGACGCUGCAGACACUGCCUUACACGCUUACCUGCCUCUACCACAAAGAGAAAGAGGUGUACAUGCAAAGCAGCAAAACCAAAAAAAUGCACACAAAUGGAUUCACCAUCACAAGGGAUUCUGUUUGUCUGACACUAGACAACGGCCCUGGAGAUCUCAACCACAAGAGUGAGAUUUCCAAUGGGCAUGUUUCUUACAGUGGAGAUGAACCAGAGUAUUACCCACCUCUGCAUCAGAACGGUGCCGCCCUUGGUCUGGAGUCAGAGGAUUUUGGGAAACGUGGGGUGGGACUGGAUUUUGCCAUUCUGGACAGCACCUUCCUUCUCUCUCAGGUCUUCCCUACCCUCUUCAUGGGCAUGAUCGUCCAGUUCACAGAGUCCGUCACCGUGUACAUCGCCUCCUCUGCCAUCUUUAGUGCCAUUGGCAUCUAUUUUGCCACCCACAUCAUCUUUGACCAAAAGGACCUCAGAAGCUGAAAGCAGCAGUAAUCAUGUCAUGCUUGCUUUGAGGAUUAAUUGUGCUUAUCUCUAUGGGACCCAUGGACACAUCAAAAUGGACUUGAUGUAAUUCCUGUUGUAUUAUAAAGACGCUUUGUAAAGAACUAUUUUAUUGUAUGUGUAUUUUUAUAUUGAUAAUAUAUACAUGUAUUUAUAUCCCUAUGGGAAUUUAAAAGCAACCCGUUUUGGCGAGGUCUGUAUUUAUGUAAUACUAUAACCUUGUUUGACUUGUUUGUCAAACAAAAGUGUCUUAAUUUUUUUUAUAUAUAUAUUACUUUAAUAUGACUAAUAACACAAUACUGUUAUGUAUAAAAUCUCAAUCUGGUGGUCAAAUGACAAUCUGGUGUAGUUUUCUACAGGUAACAUUACACACAGACCUAGGCUAUCUAUUCAAAGUGUUGCAAACCAUCAUCAACAAUAUGACUUUUCUAUUUUGUGGCCGGGUUAUAGUAAGUUACCUUUAAAAACGGUAAAAAAAAAAAAUGUUUUAAGUAAUGCAUCUGUAAGUACACUCACCAUUGCUCAGUGUGUGUGUGUGUGUGUGUGUGUGUGUGUGGAGCUUUAUGUGUAUGAGUGCUAUGGGUAUUGACUUUGUUGAACAUUUUCCAAAAUCUCAGGAUAAAUUUCUUGUCCAGUUGUAGAAUCAUCAGUCCAGUCACAACACAAUGAACUAAUAAAAGAGGUACUGAUAUUUAAA
Messenger RNA from Carassius gibelio (silver crucian carp), 3941 nucleotides. Its product is annotated as solute carrier family 45 member 3. The record is from RefSeq and is a predicted model, not a curated record. Gene Ontology annotation, cellular component: membrane. The transcript has 7 exons. Gene Ontology annotation, biological process: transmembrane transport. Bases 1562 to 3223 code for a protein of 553 amino acids. NCBI's taxonomy places the organism in Eukaryota, Metazoa, Chordata, Actinopteri, Cypriniformes, Cyprinidae. Gene Ontology annotation, molecular function: sucrose:proton symporter activity.